Schizosaccharomyces japonicus yFS275 is the source of this 1336-nucleotide messenger RNA. Its product is annotated as ATP-Mg/Pi carrier protein. Gene Ontology annotation, cellular component: membrane; mitochondrial inner membrane. Gene Ontology annotation, molecular function: magnesium ion transmembrane transporter activity. NCBI's taxonomy places the organism in Eukaryota, Fungi, Ascomycota, Schizosaccharomycetes, Schizosaccharomycetales, Schizosaccharomycetaceae. The transcript is spliced from 3 exons. The record is from RefSeq and is a predicted model, not a curated record. The coding region runs from base 158 to 1171 and encodes 337 amino acids. Gene Ontology annotation, biological process: magnesium ion transport; magnesium ion export from mitochondrion.
AAAUAAUCUGUAACACUAUAAUAUGAUUGUAUCAAUCACGGACGGCAUUAACCAAAUACUUAUCAACUAUCUGUAACUUUUCCGAACGUACCCCCCGGCCAACCAAUUUUUAUCCUUUGGCAAAAGUACAUUUCACUGGAACGCACUUUUAGCAAGAAUGGAGGUUCCAAUACCCGUGCAAACACGAGGAACGUCUGGCUAUACUGCCGUCAUGGUCGCCGGAGGUUUAGGAGGAGGCCUCGGCGAUUUAUUAAUGCAUUCUUUGGAUACAGUCAAGACCCGGCAGCAGGGUGCGUUAAAUGCACAAAAAUAUAAAGGUUUUCUACAUGCUUAUCGUACAAUUUUUGUGGAAGAAGGUCUAACUCGUGGUUUGUAUGGAGGAAUAUUGCCUGCAAUGAUGGGAAGCCUUCCUGCUACUGCGAUCUUUUUCGGUUCAUAUGAAUUUAGCAAGCAACGGUUAUUGUCAUUAGGCGGGCUCCCAGAAUCACUGUCCUAUAUACUAUCGGGCUUCAUUGCUGAUGUUGCUGCCUCUUUUGUCUACGUUCCUUCUGAAGUUCUUAAAACGAGAUUGCAGCUCCAGGGGCGGUACAACAAUCCAUACUUUAAAUCAAAUUACAAUUAUCGCUCUCUUGUGGAUGCUAUAAAACAGAUCACUAAAACUGAAGGCCCGAGAACUUUUUUCUACGGUUAUCGGGCGACUUUGCUUCGAGAUAUCCCAUUUUCCGGAAUUCAAUUUUUGUUCUACGAAAAAGUUCGCAGCCUUUUUCAAUCCUAUUAUGGGCGUGAAGAUAUUGGUCUUUUCGGAGAGCUAAUUACGGGCUCUAUUGCCGGCGGCGGUGCUGGGUUUCUCACCACGCCUUUGGACGUAGCCAAAACAAGGCUACAAACGGGUGUGCGACCCAAGAAAAAUGUUGUAAUAGAUGCUAAGCUAAGUAGCUUGAGCAGUCCUAUGUCUACAGCCUCUACAACGGCGAUUCCCAAAACUCAAUCCGUUCGAGCUUCUGUGACGAUUACCUCCGUCUUAGCAGACUUGUACAAAACCGAAGGAUUAAGAGGAAUUUUUCGAGGAGUGUGUCCUCGUAUCACCUGGACUUCAGCUCAAAGCUCCUUAAUGUUUGUUUUUUAUGAAUCGAUACUACAGAUUUUUCGACGUUCCAAGAAUAUUGAAUGAAUAAUCAAUCACAUACAUAUGUUCAUCACAUCUACGUUUUCAUGCUUAUCUACCUUCCGGAUUGGAAGACUACAAAACUGGUUACUCAAAACUAACAGAUUAAAGUUUCUCCCAAAAAACGACGCUUUCAAAACAAUCCACAGUCGAAACAUGUCUAUAAAACUC